GAUUGCGCACAUGGGCACGCUCGCGUGGGUGCCAAUCCCCGCUGCUGGCAAGGAUCCUCGCCUUCGGGUUUUGUUCCUACUUCUCGAGGCCACCCUGACGGCGUGGUUUUGGGCGGUACACUCAGAGUGUCGGCAGACCGACCGGCAGGUCAUAGAACAGCUCUGCCCUUGGCCAACCGAUUCUUUUCAGUACGGAGGGCUCUGCAGCCACUCACCACUGAACGAAGGUGUUCGUGGGGACCUCGGCAUGAGCGAGGAGCUCUUGAACCAGCUCGAGGCCGAGGCUCGAGAGCGCCGCAGGGAACUUCGUCGCCAGACCGACAAAAAGUACGCUCCCGCAUAGCGUAAUGAAGAUCGCAAAGCUUUCAAUGCGCGUCCGAGGGGGGCUUUAUGCCAAGAAUAAGCAGCGGGGUUUGGCUGUCAAGUACAAGUCGGCCAUGAAGAUGUAUGUUACACGGAAGUUCUUCUGCAACAUCUGCAAGACUCCCUGCACAUCGCAGUGGAAUCUGGACCGGCAUAGAGAGGCAGAGAGGCAGAGAGGC
This is a messenger RNA of Microdochium trichocladiopsis, 542 nucleotides long. RefSeq lists its product as uncharacterized. The coding region runs from base 11 to 343 and encodes 110 amino acids. The transcript has a single exon. The record is from RefSeq and is a predicted model, not a curated record. Lineage: Eukaryota; Fungi; Ascomycota; Sordariomycetes; Xylariales; Microdochiaceae.